This is a messenger RNA of Colletotrichum chrysophilum, 732 nucleotides long. RefSeq lists its product as uncharacterized. The transcript is spliced from 2 exons. NCBI's taxonomy places the organism in Eukaryota, Fungi, Ascomycota, Sordariomycetes, Glomerellales, Glomerellaceae. The record is from RefSeq and is a predicted model, not a curated record. Bases 1 to 732 code for a protein of 243 amino acids.
AUGCAACGGACGACCAUGCAUCCGCCGACCAAGAAUCGUUCUUUGGGGGAGUAUUGGGACACUGUCAACACCAUACUCCUGAAGAGGGGCAUACUUAGCAUCCAGGACGCUACCGUGCCAGAGAUUGUUUCAUCACAUGCCAACUCUAGCAGCAAUGGCAACGAAUCCCCAAACAGCGACGAUAACGAUAUGUGGCGAUCCCUGGAUCAACUCAUAGGGCCGUCUAACGAAGUAUACCACAUGGAAAUCUUGCGCGACAAGCAAUUCGGAGACGUCAUCUUGAAUAUUGGUGGCGGUGCGGCUCAACCAGACGACGAACAUUCAAGACGCGGGAACGAAGGAGACCGUGAGACUCAGCUGGACGGAACAGACAUUGCCGACCCCUUGACGAAAUUCACUAUUACCAGCUCCGAACUGGACGAAGCUGAGGUUGCGGAGACUCCAGUCAAGGCCAUCGUCAUCAAUUCCGACCUCGCCGCGAUAUGUUCCCCCGUAUUCCGUGCCAUGUUGCGGACAGACUUCGCCGAGUCAAAAGUCAACAACAGCCGGAAGAACUGGGUCGUGAACCUACCAGAUGACUAUGUCGAACCGCUGUUCUUCCUCUUGUCAAUGAUUCAUGGCCGAUGGGAGAACAUACCGAAAAGGAUUUCCAUCGAUGAGUUGCAUGAUCUUCUACUUACGGCAGACAAGUACGAUAUGAUGCAAAUCUUUCUGCCAUGGUACUUUGACUGA